AUGGACAGGAGGUUUCUGCUGGCAGUCCUGCCUGCUCCGUGGGUAAGGAGAGGCAGAGAAGAGCCAAGGAGCAAGUCCAAGAUCUGUGCCAAUGUUUUCUGUGGAGCUGGGCGGGAAUGUGCAGUGACUGAGAAGGCAGAGCCAACCUGCCUCUGCAUUGAGAAAUGUAAACCUCACAAGAGGCCUGUGUGUGGUAGCAAUGGCAAGACAUACCUGAACCACUGUGAGCUGCACCGUGAUGCCUGUCUCACUGGCUCUAAGAUCCAGGUGGAUUAUGAUGGCCACUGCAAAGAGAAGAAGUCUGAGAAUCCAGCUGCAAGUCCAGUUGUCUGCUACCAGUCAGACAGGGAUGAGCUUCGUCGCCGCGUCAUCCAGUGGCUGGAAGCUGAGAUUAUCCCAGAUGGGUGGUUCUCCAAGGGCAGUAACUACAGCGAAGUCCUGGACAAGUAUUUCAAGAGCUUUGAUGAUGGUGAUUCUCGCUUGGACUCCACUGAAUUUCUGAAGUUUGUGGAGCAGAAUGAGACUGCCAUCAACAUCACCACCUACAUGGACCAAGAGACCAACAAGUUGCUCAGAGGACUCUGCGUAGAUGCCCUCAUCGAGCUGUCAGAUGAAAACGCUGACUGGAAGCUGAGCUUCAAUGAAUUUCUCAAGUGCCUCAGCCCAUCCUUCAACCCACCGGAGAAAAAGUGUGCCCUGGAAGAUGAAACCUAUGAGGAUGGAGCAGAGACCCAGGUGGAGUGCAACCGCUGCGUCUGUGCCUGUGGGAACUGGGUGUGCACUGCAAUGACAUGCGAGGGGAAGAAUGAGAAGGUGCCUGCUCAGAGACACCAACCUGAUCAAGAUUUGACUGAGGAGGAGGUGGCUAGAUACAUUCAGGAACUGCAGAAGCAUCAGGAGACGGCUGAGAAGACCAAGAGAAUGAGCACCAAGGAGAUGUAAGGGGCCUCCACACCGGAGGAGCCCAGGAGGAUGGGCCCAACCUGCCACCCUGUCCUCCAGUGCUGAUCUCAGUAUGCACAAGUGUCUGCUACAGUUGCCCAGUCACAGAUAUUUACAUGUAUAGCGAUGGGUUAUUUGUUUUGUAAUACACAGAGAAUGGGGCCAGGAAAGGGGAGCAGAGCCCACCUGUUCAGGGAGCUUCAUUGCUGGGACCUUGGAUGGCUGGAAGGGACUUACAGCAGCCUCUGGGACCCUUCCCCAGAGCAGAAAGCUGCUCCCUCCAAGAACUCAGGGGGAUUUCUUGUUCCCCUGGAUCUGGGGAAAGGACGGAGGUCAGUGCUGGAUAGAAAAGGGGGUCUUCAAUCGAUACAAUUGUCAGCACUGGCCUCAGCUGCAGAAAUACAGGCCUGGCAGUUUUGUAGAUGAGCAUGUGUGCUGCAGGGCAUCAUUAGCCACGGACUUUGCCUUUUGGUUUGAGCUCCUCAAAGCUGGUCAGCCUGAUGUGACACCUGGGAGUUGUGGUGCCAUGCUGCUGGCACAAGUCCAGCACAUUCCUCCUUGCUUUCCACUAGACUGUCCCCAGCAGCUCCUCCAGUACAUUGUGGGCUCCAACACAACAAUGGUUCCUUUUGACCUCAUCUCACUGUUACUCUCCCUGCCCCCUCCUUAGAGGUGCUAUUGUAUUUUUUUCUUAUCACAUUCACAUGCUGACUCUCCC
Acanthisitta chloris (rifleman) is the source of this 1660-nucleotide messenger RNA. RefSeq names its product follistatin-like 1 (gene FSTL1). The transcript has 10 exons. Gene Ontology annotation, biological process: multicellular organism development; regulation of BMP signaling pathway; cell differentiation. NCBI's taxonomy places the organism in Eukaryota, Metazoa, Chordata, Aves, Passeriformes, Acanthisittidae. Bases 1 to 942 code for a protein of 313 amino acids. The record is from RefSeq and is a predicted model, not a curated record. Gene Ontology annotation, molecular function: protein binding; calcium ion binding.